AUGACUCAAAAGGAUUACAGAGAGCAAUGCAGCUUUUUGGUUAGAUGCGAAGAAGCAUAUAACUUAGUCCAUGAUUUUCUCAACGACACUUUGCCCCAUGGAGUGAUCUCCCCACGAGCGAAAGGUUACACCUACCGACCCCAGCGCCGUCAGGUUGUGAAAGAGAAAGUCAAGAAGUCCUUAGAGGUUCUCGAAGCAUCUAUCGAACAACACAAUAUCGAAGAGAUCGCCAUAUCAUACAAUGGAGGUAAAGACUGCUUGGUCAUGCUCAUAUUGCUUUUAGCAGCUAUCCACAAGCGUUUCCUGUCCGAGAGUAACACUAACCCAACACUCAACUUACUACCUAAAAAUUAUAGACUUGAUUCCGUAUACAUUAAUUCCGAGGAGCCAUUUCCCCAGGUUCUGAAAUUUAUAGACGACUCGACAGAGUACUACAGCUUUAAGCUUUAUUUGAGCGAGAAGCCAAAGAUAAAAACCAUCGUUGUUGGUAUCAGGUAUGCUGACCCAUAUGGCUCCCAGUUGGAGUACGAGCAGGUUACUGAUCAUGAUUGGCCCAGCUUCCUCCGCAUCCAUCCUAUAUUGCACUGGCAUUACGUUGAUGUUUGGGACUUUAUUAUCGGAUGCGACUUGGAGUAUUGUCUGCUUUAUGAUAAGGGUUAUACUUCCAUUGGAGGGGUUGAUACAACUUCACCAAACGAAUUCCUUAAAAUCGGGCCAGAUUUUUUGCCUGCUUAUAUGCUCGAGGAAUAUGCCGAUGAAAGGGAACGUUUGGGCCGCCACAAGAAAACAUAG
Messenger RNA from Candidozyma haemuli, 792 nucleotides. RefSeq names its product FMN adenylyltransferase (gene FAD1). The record is from RefSeq and is a predicted model, not a curated record. NCBI's taxonomy places the organism in Eukaryota, Fungi, Ascomycota, Pichiomycetes, Serinales, Metschnikowiaceae. The transcript is spliced from 3 exons. Gene Ontology annotation, biological process: FAD biosynthetic process. Gene Ontology annotation, molecular function: FMN adenylyltransferase activity. Bases 1 to 792 code for a protein of 263 amino acids.